CACACACACACACACACACACACGAAGCAUUAAGGUGAUCUUCAUCACCAUGACCAGCGUCUGCCUCGUCCUCAUCAGCGCCACCUUCUGUCUAUCAGCUGUUCUCUCAUGCUGUGACGAGUCGCUCGAGCGCCGCUCUGUACACACGGCCAUCAUCAAAACCCAACAGGAGAAAGACCUGAUCGAGGCUCUUCAGGCAGUUCUUGAGAAAUUAAAGAACAAACAACUACCAAACACCGCAAAGAAGUUCGGCCAACUUCCCUCUUGUGAUGCGGGUGAGCAGUGUGCAGCACGUAAGGGGGCAAGGGUGGGCAAACUGUGUGGCUGCCCCCUCGGGACCACCUGCGAUUUCUUCAUCAUGAAGUGCCUCUGAGGAUGAAAGCCUUACACAUCAAGUGUACUUCUGUACAGUUUCCCUUAAUGUGAAGUGUACACUCCUGCUGUGUUUCCCUUACAGUGAAGUGUACACACCUGCUAUGUUUCCUUUAAAUUGUACACUUCUGUACUGUUUCCCUGCAAGUGAAGUGUACACUCCUGCUGUGUUUCCCUUAUAGUGAAGUGUACAAUCCUGCUGUGUUUCCCUUAAAGUGAAGUGUACAAUCCUGCUGUGUUUCCCUUAAAGUGAAGUGUACAAUCCUGCUGUGUUUCCCUUACAGUGAAGUGUACACACCUGCUAUGUUUCCUUUAAAUUGUACACUUCUGUACUGUUUCCCUGCAAGUGAAGUGUACACUCUGGCUGUGUUUCCCUUAAAGUGAAGUGUACAAUCCUGCUGUGUUUCCCUUAAAGUGAAGUGUACACUCCUGCUGUGUCCUGUACUCUACUGCACUAUUUCCUUGAAGGUGAAGUGUACACUACUGUACU
This is a messenger RNA of Pangasianodon hypophthalmus (striped catfish), 862 nucleotides long. Its product is annotated as cocaine- and amphetamine-regulated transcript protein-like. Gene Ontology annotation, biological process: negative regulation of appetite; cellular response to starvation; G protein-coupled receptor signaling pathway. Bases 50 to 373 code for a protein of 107 amino acids. The record is from RefSeq and is a predicted model, not a curated record. NCBI's taxonomy places the organism in Eukaryota, Metazoa, Chordata, Actinopteri, Siluriformes, Pangasiidae. Gene Ontology annotation, molecular function: neuropeptide hormone activity. The transcript is spliced from 3 exons.